GACGCAGGAGCGAACAGUAGCAGUGGGCGCGUCGACCUUCCCUGAUUAAUUUAAUGCCGGCGAACAAUCCAUAACUUGUAAUCAGGAGUCUUGGGAGAGGGAGGAGGAGGCAUAAAUACGAAGGCAGUAGAGAAAGGCUGUAAGGGUUAUUAGUUGUUAAGUAAAAAAUCCACGCCUGCAUCCCGGUGUCCGGUGGAGUGCGAGGAAACACGCUGGCUCCGGAGGAAUGGCGAAGCGAAAACACGUGAAUUAAACGGACAGCUUUGUGACAGCCAGUCACAGCCGCGGUCUUUCCUGUCAGAGGCGAAAUGAUUCCUCCGGGUAACGCGACUGAAGUCAGCCUUGAGAGGGUGGAGAAGGAGAACGACAUUCAGCCCCCCUCUCCUGCCUCUACUACCAGCCAAGAAUCAAAGCUCCAGAAAUUGAAACGAUCACUUUCUUUCAAGACCAAAAGUUUGAGGAGUAAAAGUGCAGACAACUUUUUUCAACAAACAAACUGUGGCACGAAGCUGCAAGUAGAUUUGCUAUCAGAAAUCACCUCUAGAUCAGGGCAGCUCCCUAAUUUGGAAAGUCAAAACUCUACUCCAACCAAUACCCAUCUCCAGCCAGAAGACAAGACUCACAUUUUUCAGGAACACAUCUUCAAAAAACCCACUUUCUGUGAUGUCUGCAACCAUAUGAUUGUUGGGACAAAUGCUAAACAUGGAUUGCGCUGUAAGGCAUGCAAACUGAGCAUUCACCACAAAUGUGCAGAGAGCACUGGACAGCAACGGUGCAUGGGCAAAUUGCCCAAAGGUUUCCGCCGUUACUACAGCAGUCCCCUUCUCAUUCAGGAGCAGUUUGGCUGCAUCAAAGAAGUCAUGCCAAUUGCCUGUGGCAAUAAAGUUGACCCUGUGUACGAAACACUUCGCUUUGGAACUUCUUUGGCCCAGAAAACCAAGAAAGGCAGUACUGGAAGUAGCGCGGACUCUCCCAAAAGGAAUUCUACAUCAGAUCUGGCAGAAGUUCCUGAAGAAAGAGGCAGCCUAGGAAAUAUGUUUGACAUAAAUAGGCAACGCAGCAAUAGUGGUGAGUUAUUUACAUAUUCAAUAAAUGGUAUGUUGGAUUUUGGAGAAGAACCAAAGAAAAUUAACUCUGCACUACAGGGAUCUCUUAAUAAAGAUACUGGUCAGAUGAAUACCUAUGUUGCCUUGUACAAAUUUGUACCACAGGAGCACGAAGAUUUGGAAAUGAGACCAGGAGAUAGAAUUACACUACUGGAGGAUUCAAAUGAAGAUUGGUGGAAGGGAAAAAUAGAAGAUAGAACUGGUUUUUUUCCUGCUAAUUUUGUUCAAAGAUUACAAGAUGAAAAAGUUUUCAAAUGUAUCAGAACAUUUAUUGGAUGCAAGGAACAAGGACAGAUAACUCUAAAAGAAAACCAAAUCUGCAUAACUUCAGAAAAGGAACACGACGGGUUUAUCAAAGUAUACAGUGGGAAGAAAAGGGGCUUUGUCCCAGUAGAUGUCUUAGAAAACAUCUGAAAUUUGCCCACUCAGCAACUGCAGUACAGUAGUGAAACUUUGCCAGCAAGAUCUGUCUGCUUCAUUUUGCACUGUGUCUACCCAAACAAGGUGUCUUAAAGAUGACUAGGGAAAUCAGGAGACAACUGCAAAGAUCAACUGUUAUCAUACAUUUAGUUGCUUUGAAGCAACAAACAGUGGUUGGUCAAUAACAAAGUGUAUUAUUAGAGAAUGAACUAAAUAAAGGUGGUAUGAGUCUUAGGGGAGGGGUGGGCUGCUUUUCUAAAAAGACAAGUAAAAAAUUAAACUGGAUCGUGGGUUUUGUUUUCCUUUUUUUUUUUCCCUGAGCAAAGCUACUAAUGGUUACCCUUUGGCAACAGGCAACUGACCUGUAAGGUUAAGUUUUAAUCUUGUUGAGAUGUCUUAAGAAAACUGGUAGGAACUUUUAGUCAAUGUUGUUUGAUAUGUGACUCAUUAGGAAGGGUUCAGACUUCCUGUGAACUACUGUGAUUUGAUGGUUGAAAUAUGUAAUAUGAGUCUAGUCUUUAAAAUAUUGUUCCCCAUUUUAGGGAAUCAGGAUAAUAUUUGGUUCUGACUUUUAAUUUUUUAUUAAAAAGCAGCUUAAGUAAAACAUGUAGACAUCAGUUUAGGAAAUAUGCUGCUACCCGGUUUAAGUUUUCUGCAGGUUUUUUUUUUUAGGUAGGUUAAAUUGGUGAGCUUGUAUAUCUACAACAGUUGCAAUUUACAGAUGUAAAUUCUGAUUAUGCAAGUGAUGCAUAACAUUUUCCACAGUGAUGCUCGUUAGACGUUGUUACCAAAAGAAGAACAUUGUUUGAAACAAGAAAUUUAGCUGCAAACAUAUUAAAUACAUUUUCAAUUUUUAAAUAUUAUGUGUGUGUACAUGGAUGUGAACAUGUUUGAGGGUACAUGCACACAAACACAACAUGGGCUUGUUUCUGUGAGUAGUCAGUUCCCUUCAGAAUGAAAAAAGCAUAUAUCAGCAGAUAUAUAUGGGCUGAAAGAAAAAUUAACCAGGACACAUUAAAAAAUGAACACAACAUUCAAACAGUAAAGUUUAACAAUUCACCUGAUAGCACAAACCAGCUGCAAUCCAAUAAAAAGUCAGAUGCACAUAUAUAAGCUUCUAUUAAUAGAAUUAACACUGCCUUGGGAUAAUAAUAGCGUCUGACAAAAGACAGAAUUUUGAUCAUUGUUUCACAUUCUGUUUUGACACCCAAUACAAGCAACAUCCUUUUGAUUCCAGUUGAAGUUUGGAGUCAGCUUUUCAUUUCUUUUUUAUGCAAGUGGAUAAGAGAUUGUCUUUGAGGCUGAACAAAACCUAUUUGCAUAGCACUUAAGGAGAAUCCAGUGUGAUGACUCUUAAGAAGGCCCCUUUUUAAUCUAUGAUUCGCUUGUUUGAUUUUACAAUAUACUAGAAUCUUUUGAGAUAUGCGCUAACCAUGAACUGGGAUACACUUUCAUACUUGUGUGAGAGAUAAGAAUGAGCAGUGUCCUGUUUUUAUUAAUGCUAACUUGAGAUCCUUAUGACCCAAAAGAAAAUCACCGCUUGGUUUGUGUUUCAAUAUCUGUCUGGAUCUUGAUGUGUAUUUGCUACCACAGUAAAUGCCUUCGGGGACAUGAAAUGGUUUUAUCAUUUACUCAUUUGAAAGGCCCAUUUUCCAGAAUUGUGGAAUGGUAUUACAUAGCACUGAUAGCCAUUCCAUUUCCUUAUACUUGUUCAUUUAAAUAAAGCCACUCCAAAGGCAAAAUUGUAAUAAAUGAUCCCUAUAAUGCUAGAAAUAUUUAUUAUAUAGCGUUCAUUUGAAAGCAUUUUAUUUUUUGAAAAGAGAAGCCGGUCAGUUUACUAGUUAAAUAAACAUUUGCCUAUGACAAAGUAGCAGUACAGAAGAGAUACUAUUUACCUGACCUGCUUUAUAUCAUUUUUUGGUUUCAAACCACUGACCAGAAUUAGGGGGUUCCUCAAAUAAUGAUCUUGUAUUUUAGUAUGCAAAGACUAGAUAAUGUUAUACAAUUGUUUGUACAUGCUAUUGUUUACUUCAAUGCAAUAUACUGUGAUUUUGCCCUAUUUUAACUGCUUCUCUUAGUUCAAUUUUUCUUUCAUUCCUACAUCAUAGGAUAAAUAUUAAUAUUACUUUCAAUUCAUAAUGGCCUUUAAUCAUUGUCUCAUUUCUUUUGAUACUAAGCAAUAAAACAGUAAAGUAAUUUUUAAAA
Molecule: messenger RNA, 3731 nt
Organism: Crotalus tigris (Tiger rattlesnake)
Lineage: Eukaryota; Metazoa; Chordata; Lepidosauria; Squamata; Viperidae
Gene: STAC
Product: SH3 and cysteine rich domain
Exons: 11
Coding region: 309-1520 (403 amino acids)
Biological process (GO): skeletal muscle contraction; positive regulation of protein localization to plasma membrane; positive regulation of voltage-gated calcium channel activity
Cellular component (GO): extrinsic component of cytoplasmic side of plasma membrane
Molecular function (GO): transmembrane transporter binding
Source: RefSeq, a predicted model, not a curated record